AUGAAUCAACAAUGUUUAUGCGGAAGCUGGGCGGUGGAGAAAAUCUCGUGGACUGAAUACAACCCGGGAAGAAAAUUUCUCACUUGUGUCAACGGUAGGUGCAACUUUUUCAAGUGGUCUAAGCCGGAGUUCGACGCACGCAGCAAGAGUAUAAUCAACGGGUUGUUAAGGCGAUUGAAGGGCAAAGAUGAUGAGCAUUUUGCCGAGAUGAUCAGGGCUAAGGAGGAGUAUCGGGAUUUUUACAAGCAGGAGAUGAAUGAUGCAAAGAAAGAAGCUCGGAACUGGAAAUGCUUUGCUGUGUUGAUGUUGUUGUAUGUUUGUCAGCGCUGGUUUGCAUCAAUUGGUGGAGAUGAAAACAAUGUGUAA
Daucus carota subsp. sativus is the source of this 366-nucleotide messenger RNA. RefSeq lists its product as uncharacterized. Gene Ontology annotation, molecular function: zinc ion binding. The transcript has a single exon. The record is from RefSeq and is a predicted model, not a curated record. The coding region runs from base 1 to 366 and encodes 121 amino acids. Lineage: Eukaryota; Viridiplantae; Streptophyta; Magnoliopsida; Apiales; Apiaceae.